GGCUAGGAUCACAAACGAGUUACGAAAUAUUUUCUCAUAACAAUAUAGUGCACAUUUAUACAUAAGUUAUCAUGAUAUUAUAUGUUUCCGUUGCAACGCACGAGCAAUUAACUAGUACCAACAUGAUGGAGGCUGGCAGGCCGCGCCGCCGUGGUUGGGGCAGUAGCUCUAGUCGAUGAUGAUCGGGUUGCGCACGUCGUGCAUGAGCGCGUGCUCGAAGACGACGCCGCGCACGUACGCGCCGUCCACCCUGGCCCGCGCCCACGUCUUGAUCCGCAGGCGCAGCCCGUUGUCGGUGGCGACGAAGGCGGCCCCCGUCACCGUCACGUUCUCCACGCCACUCUCCUCUCUCUCCUUCCCCAGGCUCCAUCCCUAUGCUUAUGCCAUGGCCCGGGCCGCAGCUGACGUGCUCCACGCGCAGGUUGGUGGUGCCGGUGCCAACGGAGACGCAGUCGUCGUCCCCGGUCCGGAUGCUGGUCCGGGUGACCGUGACCUGGGACGAGGCCUGCACGUGGAUCCCGUCCGUGUUGGGGCUGCUCCCCGGCGCGACGAUCUGCACGUCCUGCACCGUGACGCCUUCGCAGCCCUCGACCACGACGUGGUACAGCUCGCUCUCGACCGAGGUCAGGCCGCUGAUCACCACGUCCCUCGAGUUCAGCACCUUCAGCGAUGUUGCUCCGCUGGGGCAGCCGCCGUGCUCAGCAGCCUGCUUGCACGCCCACAGGCCACAGCGCCUCGCCGCGGCCGUCGACGGUGCCGCCCCACACAGUGAGGCCGUCGACGCGGUCGAACACGAUCCAGGCGCCGUCGUCCCUGCUGGCUGCUGCUGCCGCCACGGCUGGUGUAGCCUGACGGCGCAACAAGCGUGUCAUCGACCCGAAGCGUCAUCACCCUGCUCGAGCACGGCCCGGUGAAGGCCGCACGGCUGAGCAGGAAGCGCCCGCUCGGCACGUACACGGUCGCCGGCUCCUGCGACCGGCAGGCGGCGGGCCAGGCACUGGCGAACGCGCCGGCCGAGUCCGUCCGGCCGUCGGGCCUCGCUCCGAAACCGGCGACGUUGUACUUGUACGCCGCCGCCGCCGCCGCUUCAGCUGCACCUGCACCUGACGACAGCACGCAGGAAAAGAGUAGCGGCACUAGGGAAGAAUAAUAAGCGUCGAAGAAGGGAGCCAUGAUGCAUCAAACACGUCGACGUUCUUGUUGCAGUCCUACUACACUACACGUCUACACAUGCUACUGACUGGCGAGUACUUUCCGUCGUCGUCCUUGAUUUAUAGAGCCGAUCGAGGCGACCUUCAUAGUGUGAUUGAGAGAGUACGGGGACGGGGUGCGUCCGUGCGUGCGAUCGAUUGCAAGGGGCUUAUUGCAAGAUUUGUGGCGAGAUUGCAGAAACCAAGUCCAAAAUUGCAGACGCUCUACCCACUGGCCGCGGC
Zea mays is the source of this 1433-nucleotide messenger RNA. The record is from RefSeq. Lineage: Eukaryota; Viridiplantae; Streptophyta; Magnoliopsida; Poales; Poaceae.